ACAUUCCCUAUCCCCGCACCUCUAACCCCUGAAUGCCCGUUGUCUUCGUGCCAUUCAGUCGCUAAUUACCAGCAACAGUACCCGCACCGCCAUCACCUUUCAUCAGGAUCGAAAGAAGAGCUCGUAGCUGAAGCAAGCAGUCAAUCAUGGCUAUUCUGCUCAUUAUCGCGGCUCUGAUGGGGUAUGCCGCCUUGUCCCGCGUGUGGAACAUCUACCGGAAUUACCAGGGUGCAGUCAAAUCGGGCCUGCCCGUCGUCGUCUGUCCCCUUGACACGACCAGCAUCCUCCACGUCGUCUUCCAGAUCCCCAUACGCGUCAUCGCCAAGCACACCCUACCAGCCUCCCUCUACGACCGCGUCCGCCUGGGAGUCAUGGGCUGGGAGUUUGCCGACAAGGGCGCCAUCCACGAGCGCGUGGGACCCGCCUUCAUCCUCGUCACGGCGGGGAUGUGCGAACUCUGGUGCGCCGACCCGACCAUGGCGCAGAUCAUCCUGGCGCGGAGGAAGGAUUUUGUGCUGUUUCCGCUGUCGUCCAAGAUUAUGAGGUUCUUGGGAGAGAAUAUUCUCACUUCCGACGGAGAAGUCUGGGCCCGCCAGCGUCGCAUCGUCGCCCCGAACCUAAACGAGCGCAUCAGCGAGAUUGUUUGGAACGAGUCCAUCGCUCAGUCCCACCAGAUGGCCGACCAUCUCCUCAAUCAUGCCGGAGGCGAAUCCCGAGACACCAUCAACUGCCUGCGGGGCAUCGCCAUCAACGUCCUGGGACAGGUCGGGUACGGCCAGCCCAAGCCAUUCCAGCCGAUGGAACUGCCCCGCGACCCGAAGGAGCGAAUGACCUACGUGGAGGCCAUAUCGCUGUGCACGGAACUGCUUAUUAUCUCGGCGCUGAUGCCUGGGUGGCUACUGAGACUGCCGUUCAUGCCCCGUGUGAUUAGGACGGUGGGUGCGGCGCUCAAGAACUUGCCGGGCCUUACGGAAGAUAUGCUGGACCAGGAGCGGCAACGGCAAGCCAUGACCUCCUCAGAGAAGAAGUUAUACGACCAGCAGGCGGCAGCAGGAGUAGGCGGUGGCAGCAAGACAGAGCGCGACAACCUCAUGAGCCAGCUUGUGCGUCUGUCCGACCAGGGCAGGAUAGGCGGCAUUAGUAGCAGCGACAAGGUAGGGGUAGGGUCCGGCCAGUACCUCACCGAGGAUGAGAUCGCGGGGAACCUGUUCAUCUUCACGGGGGCGGGGUUCGACACCACAGCCAACACCAUGACAUAUGCGGUCGGUCUGCUGGCGGCGUAUCCGGACUGGCAAGCCUGGAUGCAGGAGGAGCUGGACCAUGUUCUCGGCGGUGCGAAUGAAGAGAAUGGUGCCGGCCUAGACUACGCUACCUACUUCCCGAAACUGAACCGCUGCCUAGCAGUCAUGAUGGAAACCCUCCGCCUCUUCCCCGCCGUGAUCCAUAUCGCCCGCUCCACCCAGCACGACCAGACCGUAACCGUCCGCGGCCGCACCCAUGUCAUCCCCGGCCCCUGCAUCGUGUACAUCAGCAACCCGGGCCUGCACUACGACCGCUCCGUCUGGGGCCACGACGCCCACGCCUUCCGCCCCUCGCGCUGGCUCUUAUCCGGGGCGGAACUAGGCGGGGACUCGCAGGUGACGCCCGCUCCCAGGGGUUCGUUCUUGCCUUGGUCGGGGGGUCCGAGGGUGUGUCCUGGGCAGAAGAUGGCGCAGGUGGAGUUUGUGACGGUGUUUGCGACGCUGUUUCGGCGGUUGAAGGUUGAGCCGGCAGCUAGUGGGGGGAGGAGCUUGGAGGAGGCGAGGCGGUAUUUGCUUGAAUUGAUGCAGGAUAGUCAAAUAAGGUUGACGUUGCAGAUGAAUAAGCCCGAGGAGUUUGUUCUGCGGUGGGUAGAGAGGUGAUCAAGGGGGCCCUUUUGUGAAGAGGUCAAUCAAUACCAUCCAUAGAAGUUA
Molecule: messenger RNA, 1952 nt
Organism: Phialemonium atrogriseum
Lineage: Eukaryota; Fungi; Ascomycota; Sordariomycetes; Cephalothecales; Cephalothecaceae
Product: cytochrome P450
Exons: 4
Coding region: 147-1901 (584 amino acids)
Molecular function (GO): oxidoreductase activity, acting on paired donors, with incorporation or reduction of molecular oxygen; heme binding; monooxygenase activity
Source: RefSeq, a predicted model, not a curated record